AAAAUGGCGCCAGUAUAACCUUCGCGUUUUACAUUACGUGUAGUGUAUGGAUAUUAGUAAUGGAUUGAUCGGUGUGUGCGUUGGUAUAUACAUAUAUAUAGCGAUUUUCUGUAGAUGUUACGGACUCUCGUGGCCGGUGCGCGACGUUGUAUCCAUACGAUGUCCGCUGUUACGAUGCAAAAGCCGGAAGUGGUGUUUAUCCUAGGUGGUCCGGGUGCCGGCAAAGGUACGCUCUGCCGUUACAUUGUCGAGCGUUACGGUUACGUUCAUCUAUCAGCUGGUGAUUUGCUGCGCGAGGAACGUGCCAAACCCUGCUCAGAGUAUGGCGAGCUCAUUGAAACACAUAUCAGAAACGGUACGAUCGUCCCGGUGGAGAUCACCUGUAGCCUCAUUGAUCGCGCCAUGCAGACAUCCGAGAAUCCGCAUCAUCGGUUUCUCAUCGACGGCUUUCCCAGGAAUCAGGAUAAUCUUGACGGUUGGAAUAAGGUGAUGGCUGACAAAGUUAUCCUCAAGGGCGUAAUAUUCUGCGAAUGCAGUCAAGAAGUUUGUACUCAGCGUUGCCUGAAACGUGGUGCCAGUGGAAGUGGGCGCAGCGACGACAAUGAGCAAUCUUUGGUCCUGCGUCAUCAAACUUAUCUAAAAAAUACUUUACCGAUCAUAGAAAUGUAUGAGCAGCAAGGUUUAGUUUAUAAAGUUAAUUCUAUGAAAACGCCGGAAGAGGUCUUUCAGGACGUUGCAGAAUUCUUUCCUAAGAUAGGAUGGCACCGAUGUUGGGCGAGACUGAUUCUCCGAUGUGGGCCUCACGAAAGUUCGUUCACGUUACAUUUUUCGACUACAGUGUCGAGAAAGUCGAAUACUGGUCAAUGUCCUGACAAGCAAUCACAUAUUACGUGAGGGGACUACAUUUACAGCAGCCGGGGGCGAAUUUCUUCACGAAACGAUGCCGGUAGAAAUUCGACGACUUGACGAGAAACUUCGACAACCGAACAGCGUUUAAAGACUUUGGCUAUGGUCCACUUGAUGCUAUAAAUGCUACUUCAAAGUAUUUUUUGAUUGGUUAAUUAAUAAAAUUCUUCUUUUCGAUUAAUCAAUUAAAAGCUUCGAAACAUUUGUAACGUCAAGUAGAUCGCACCCUUCAUGUGUUUCUGUAGCUUUUGUAAUCUUCUUUAGUCUUAGUUGUAC
Acromyrmex echinatior (Panamanian leafcutter ant) is the source of this 1182-nucleotide messenger RNA. It is a transcript of the gene Dak1, whose product is annotated as cytidine/uridine monophosphate kinase Dak1. The record is from RefSeq and is a predicted model, not a curated record. NCBI's taxonomy places the organism in Eukaryota, Metazoa, Arthropoda, Insecta, Hymenoptera, Formicidae. Gene Ontology annotation, molecular function: ATP binding. Gene Ontology annotation, biological process: 'de novo' pyrimidine nucleobase biosynthetic process; pyrimidine nucleotide biosynthetic process.